UCCCACUCAAUACGUCCAUAGAUUGCAAUCUUAAAUAACUUCGAUAUUUUAAAGCAAAUUACUGGCAUGUAGCAUUUUCGAACUAAAAAUUGGAAUAUAACUACAUAUCGUUGUAUUUGUACUUAUUAAUUUGAUUGCGAAGGAAUCUUAGUCACCGUUGCUCGCAUCUAUUGAUUUGUAUAUCCCCGGAUUUCUGUGUUCAUACAUACGUAGUCAGAUUAAAUGGAUACUGCAUUUUGUUGCAUCGACUAGCGCUAAAUUCCGGGGGUAAACGACACGGAACGUCAUAGCUGCUCAGGAUUAUUUUUGAAACGUGUUCAUAUUAUCUCAUUAUCCGAGGACGUAUAUACUCGAAAACCAGCGGCGGAAGUAGCGUGGAAAAUGGAACAGGAUAUCAAAUCAAAGAUCGACGAAGCAUGUCGAACGGCUGAAGAAUUUACCAAAUUAUAUUAUAAAGCCAUUGAUAAACAGAGAUAUAUGAUAUCAAAAUUGUACCUAGACACGGGGAUCUUAAUUUGGAAUGGAAAUGGCAUUGUAGCUAAAGAUCAAAUUCAAAAAUUUUGGAUGGACCUCCCAGCCUCUGAUCACUCGACCACGACACUUGAUGCUCAACCUGUUACUGGUGCAGCAGUUGGAAACCAGCCAACAUUUCUAAUAAAAGUUAGCGGCCAAGUCAAGUUCCAGGAUAAACCUUCAAAACCAUUUAAUCAAAAUUUUCUAAUCACCGCAGUGGGAGACAAAUGGAAAAUCGUUAGUGAUUGUUUCAGAGUACAAGAAGCUCUGGACAGCACUACGUAGGAAUUGAAUUACUAGUGAAAUAAACUUGACUGUUCGCAAACCGUAGUAUUUGGCAAGACUAAAUAAAGCUAGGUCUAAUAUUCCUAAUUUAAAUUAUACCUAGUUUAUACAUUGCACUUGUCAAAUUUUGACAUAGCAAAACAGCGGAUACAGGAUUAUCAUUUAAUUGUAAGCCGUUCGUCAUUUUUUACAUAAUGAGCAGAAUUAAUCAAGUGUGACAAAUUCCCGAGACAAUGCAUUGAAUAAUUACAUUUUAUAAUUACCUAUUUAAAAAUUAAAUUUGCUAUAAAUAAAGUUGCUAUCAAUGAAAUUCAUUUCCAGUUAUUCUAUGAUAUUUAGAAUUUGGUUUUUCGGCAUACAUAAUGAUAAAUUAACAACUCUUACAAUUUGGUAUUUAUUUUUAUUCUUAUAUAUGUCAAUGUAUAAAGGAUUAUUAAAAUUUUUUUAAAGUGUCUGUCGGCGGAUCAGAUGUUGGUCAUUUUUUCUUUUUAACAGGGAUAAUUUCAUGGAAAAAUUAUAAAAUAAAUAUACAUAUAAAUAAUCAUAAAUUUACUAUAAUACAUUAUUAUAUAAGACAUUGAUUUUCAUAUCUCUCAAUAAUACAACGUCAUUCAAGUGUAAUUUCAAUGACUUAGGAAUAAUAUUUGAAACGAUUUUUAUUUAUUAAUUUUUUUUUCUUGCGAAUAAGUUGAGCAUAAUUCUUCGAUUAAAAAAAGAAAACAAAAAAAUUGAAAAAUUGGGUAAGUUUAUCACAGGUAUAAAUAAUAUAAUUAAACUGGGAGAGGGAACCGAAGUAUUAUUCUUAUAUGGAAUAAUGUUAGGGCGUUGAUUGAUGCGUUCAAACAUCAAUCACAUUAUGGGAUGAUAAUAGGCAGUGUCAUAAAAAAAUUAGUAUAAUCUGACCAAUUCAAAACAAUUUUUUUCGAACCAAGAGUACUAUUGCAUUCCUCAUAAUUUGGAAGAACAUUUGUUUCUAUUCCCCUGAUGAAAAUUACAGCACGUUUACACUAAGGUCCUGUAUAAUCGUAUUUAAAUUGAUUUCCAGAUAAUUUAUAUGCCUAGGCAUCGAAUUAAUAUAGCCAUUGUUAUAUGUAUACUUAUACAAUUGUUCUAUACAAAUACAAAAGUGUUAUAUUGUCCCACGGUACACAUAAAAUGACUUAACAAGUAUCUUCCGUAUUUAUAAUAAUCUAGUCUAAAAUCUCGCAUAUAAUAGUCUAAGCGAUAUUCACGUAUGUGUAUAAAAGUUACAUGUAAAAUGGGAUGGUUUAUGAUCAUAGGUAAUCAGCAACCUAAGUAUAAAAAAAAAUUUCUUUAAAAUAACUAAUACCUAGCAGUAUUUAAUGGCUUUGGUCCGAAUUAUGUUUAAUAACGUUCUAUUUGUGUUUCCUAUAUCUAACCUGCGAUAUGGUAUCCUUUUUUCACUCUAUCAACAGUUUGAAAUGUUGAAUUUUAAAUUCGGACCACACAGAAAAUGCGUGCAUAUUUUUCAACUUUGUGUUUACCCUUCGGAAUAGACAUUUGUAAAGAAUAAUAAAUUCGAAUCAAUACUGAGAUAAAAUUAAAACAAUAAGAAAUCGAUUUCUUCUCGGAGACAAUGAAUGAAAUCAGUUACGUGAAACUAGUAUGAGACGCUCAUUAGAAGUAAAUAGGAACGAAUAUAAUAGAGAACAAUUCAUCUCAAACGUUGGGCUUUGAAAAUUAUCUUAUCGGAUCUUUGAGUUUUGGAUUCAGAGAAAUAUUAAUUUCCCUUGAAUAAUACUUGGUACAGAUGAUUAUUAUUUAUUGUUGUAAAAUUAAUAAAUUUUAAGAUUUAUUCACAUUAGUUAAUAUUCGAUGUCGCGAAAUAAAUCGCGGUUUCUGCUUAUCAGGAGGAGAAUUAGUCCAUGUAUGGACAACAUUACUAGUGACUUAGAUACGCCGUCAAGUCAAUCAAUACAAUAGUCCUCUCUCUUGUU
This is a messenger RNA of Neodiprion virginianus, 2756 nucleotides long. RefSeq names its product NTF2-related export protein (gene Nxt1). The transcript is spliced from 4 exons. Bases 382 to 798 code for a protein of 138 amino acids. The record is from RefSeq and is a predicted model, not a curated record. NCBI's taxonomy places the organism in Eukaryota, Metazoa, Arthropoda, Insecta, Hymenoptera, Diprionidae. Gene Ontology annotation, biological process: protein import into nucleus. Gene Ontology annotation, cellular component: nuclear pore central transport channel.